CCCAGGAGAUGAAGAGGCUGCUCACGCCUCUUGGAAAGGCAGGAGGGCCCUAGCCUAAGGAAUCCAUCAGCAGAGGCCUGGGAGGUGCCACAGACCCUUGCUCCCUGACGUUCCUCCAGCCAAGAUGGGGCAGCAGUUCAGCUGGGAGGAGGCAGAGGCGGCCGGUGAGAUGGACGUGGCCGAGCUCCAAGAAUGGUACAAGAAGUUCGUGGUGGAGUGCCCCAGCGGCACCCUCUUCAUGCACGAGUUUAAGCGCUUCUUCAGGGUCUCCGGCAAUGAGGCGGCCUCCCAGUACGUAGAGGGCAUGUUCCGAGCUUUCGACAAGAAUGGGGACAACACCAUCGACUUCCUGGAGUAUGUGGCAGCCCUGAACCUCGUGCUGAGGGGCACCCUGGAGCACAAGCUGAAGUGGACCUUUAAGAUCUACGAUAAGGACCGCAAUGGCUGCAUUGACCGCCUAGAGCUGCUCGACAUCGUGGAGGCAAUUUACAAGCUGAAGAAAGCCUGCCGGAUGGAGCUGGAUGCUGAGCACCAGGGCCAGCUUCUUACACCUGAGGAAGUUGUGGACAGGAUCUUCCUCCUUGUGGAUGAGAACGGAGAUGGCCAGCUCUCACUGAAUGAGUUCAUUGAAGGUGCUCGUCGUGACAAGUGGGUGAUGAAGAUGUUGCAGAUGGACAUAAAUCCCAGCGGCUGGAUCACCCAGCAGAGACGGAAAAGUGCCAUGUUCUGA
Molecule: messenger RNA, 730 nt
Organism: Carlito syrichta (Philippine tarsier)
Lineage: Eukaryota; Metazoa; Chordata; Mammalia; Primates; Tarsiidae
Gene: GUCA1B
Product: guanylate cyclase activator 1B
Exons: 4
Coding region: 125-730 (201 amino acids)
Biological process (GO): visual perception
Cellular component (GO): cone photoreceptor outer segment; photoreceptor inner segment
Molecular function (GO): calcium ion binding; calcium sensitive guanylate cyclase activator activity
Source: RefSeq, a predicted model, not a curated record